Messenger RNA from Gossypium raimondii (Peruvian cotton), 1977 nucleotides. Its product is annotated as high affinity nitrate transporter 2.5. The record is from RefSeq and is a predicted model, not a curated record. Bases 172 to 1692 code for a protein of 506 amino acids. Gene Ontology annotation, biological process: transmembrane transport. The transcript is spliced from 2 exons. NCBI's taxonomy places the organism in Eukaryota, Viridiplantae, Streptophyta, Magnoliopsida, Malvales, Malvaceae. Gene Ontology annotation, molecular function: nitrate transmembrane transporter activity.
CCAUUACAAGUAUAGUACCGGACUCGGCACUAUAUAAGUAGUAGUACACUUUCUGUCAAAAAUGAGCAAAGGCCAAAACUUAAUUCACCUGCAUAAGGAUACACUACUCUCUCUCUCUCUCUCUCUUGUUCUAAAACAUAAUUCAACUCAUCCAAGGCCAACCGUUAAGAGAUGGAAAUAUCCAGUACUAUUACUGAAACUGAGCCUCAGAAGUUUGCUCUUCCAGUGGAUUCCGAACAUAAGGCGACUGAGUUUCAUUUGUUCUCAGCGGCUGCACCGCACAUGCGAGCGUUUCACCUCUCCUGGAUCUCAUUCUUUUCCUGUUUUGUAUCCACUUUUGCUGCUCCACCCCUCCUCCCUAUCAUACGUGACAACUUAAACCUCACAGCAACUGACAUUGGCAAUGCAGGGAUUGCAUCUGUCUCUGGUGCAGUCUUUGCCCGGAUUGCCAUGGGAACUGCUUGUGACUUAUUCGGACCACGUCUUGCAUCAGCAUCCCUCAUCCUCCUCACUGCGCCUGCUGUUUACUUCACCUCCAUCGCCUCCUCGCCCAUUUCCUUCCUUCUCGUCCGUUUUUUCACAGGCUUCUCCCUUGCCACUUUUGUGUCGGCACAAUUCUGGAUGAGCUCCAUGUUUUCAGGUCCGGUAGUCGGUACCGCUAACGGUGUAGCAGCCGGCUGGGGCAACCUCGGAGGCGGCGCCACACAGCUUAUCAUGCCCCUUGUUUUUUCUCUCAUCCGUGACAUUGGUGCGGUCAAAUUCACAGCUUGGCGAAUUGCUUUCUUCAUUCCUGCUCUGUUCCAGACAUUAUCAGCUUUUGCCAUUCUGAUCUUUGGCCAGGAUUUGCCAGAUGGGAAUUACCAAAGGCUGCAAAAUUCAGGGAAUAAACAGAAAGAUAAAUUCUCUCGCUUGUUCUACCAUGGGAUCACAAAUUACAGAGGAUGGAUCUUGGCCUUGACUUAUGGAUAUUGUUUCGGGGUGGAGUUGACAGUGGACAACAUCAUUGCCGAGUACUUUUACGACCGGUUCAAUCUGAAACUCCAUACAGCAGGAAUUAUUGCGGCAAGCUUUGGGUUAGCAAAUCUAGUUUCACGACCUGCAGGAGGUGCGCUGUCUGAUAUGAUGGCGAAGAGGUUUGGAAUGAGGGGUAGGCUUUGGGCCUUAUGGGCGGUGCAGACCUUGGGAGGGGUAUUCUGCAUCAUUCUGGGGCAGGUUGGAUCAUUGACCGCAUCUAUCGUAGUCAUGAUUGUUUUCUCAGUCUUUGUUCAAGCGGCAUGUGGUCUUACAUUUGGAGUGGUUCCCUUCGUUUCCCGAAGGUCAUUGGGUGUCAUAUCUGGGAUGACAGGAGGAGGUGGAAAUGUCGGUGCAGUGCUGACUCAAUUAAUUUUCUUCAAAGGCUCCAAAUAUUCUAAAGAAACUGGAAUAACUCUGAUGGGUAUCAUGAUCGUAUGCUGCACCCUCCCAAUAUUUCUCAUAUAUUUCCCACAAUGGGGUGGGAUGUUUUGUGGUCCAUCUUUGGAAAAGAUUGCCACAGAAGAAGACUAUUACUUGUCUGAAUGGAGUUCAAAAGAGCAAGGCAAAGGUCUACAUCAGGCAAGCUUGAAGUUUGCUGAUAACAGCAGAAGUGAAAGAGGGAGAAGGGUGCACUCUCAAACUUUGUCCUCUAAUGCUACUCCAUCGGCAAAUGUUUAGCCACUCCCACAAGUUUUCCCACUAUCUUUUUAUUUUAGAAGUACUUUUUGUUCAUAUUUCUUAUCAUGAGCCGCAUAAGUGUCGCAAGUAUAGACAUUUCCGUAGUUACUCAUGUCAUAUUGGCCUCAAUUAGGGGAAAGGCUUAUAGUUUGAGAUUCCAACCUCAAACCUACUCAAUACUGUGUUCUAAUAAAAUCCCAUAGUAUCUGUAUGUACCAGUUGUCUUCUUCUUUUCACUUCCUUUUUUGUCCUUUUGCUUUGGGAACAUGAGUUUGAAGUUUUAUA